Molecule: messenger RNA, 1485 nt
Organism: Neolamprologus brichardi
Lineage: Eukaryota; Metazoa; Chordata; Actinopteri; Cichliformes; Cichlidae
Gene: tmco1
Product: transmembrane and coiled-coil domains 1
Biological process (GO): endoplasmic reticulum calcium ion homeostasis
Cellular component (GO): endoplasmic reticulum; endoplasmic reticulum membrane; cytoplasm
Molecular function (GO): calcium channel activity
Source: RefSeq, a predicted model, not a curated record
GAAUAUUGACUUCCUCGCUAUCUACAUUAACAAUUUGAAAAAGAUAUAAAAAAUUGUUACAAUUUAAUUUUUAAUGUUUAGUUUAGAUACGGAAGUAAGACAUUAUUUAACCACAUUUGUGUAUGAUUUACAUUCCAGAGUAGAAGUAGAAGUCUUUUUGUUGUAUUUUGUCAGCCUAUUAGAGCAAGUGAUGAAGAGAAUAAAGAAUUUAAAGAUCGGUAGUCUAGAAGACAUACCUGUGGCAGUAUGGAGAUGUUUAGAAGGGAGGGCAGUGGACUUUUUAACUACAUUGUUUAACACAAUCUUAGAAAGUGAGAGGAUGCCUGAGGAAUAGAGAAGAUGUUUACUGCUACCAGUUUUCAACAACAAGCGUGAUGUGGAGAGCUGUAAUAACUGCAGAGAGAUAGAGUUGAUGAGACAUGCCAUUAAUCUAUGGGAAAGAGUUGGUAAAGCUAGUCUAAGAAGAGAACUGAUCAUCAGUGAGCUGUGUGGACCGUAGAGGAGAUCCAUGGAUAGAGUGAAGGAGGAAUGCAGAGGGUUGGUGUGACAGAAGAGGAUGCAAAGCUUAUUGGAUACUGUGGCUGCAGAGAUUUCUUCUGAUUCAGGAAAAGGGAUUACCUGGGUUUUAGUGUAUCGGACUGAAAAGUACAAGAGGCUAAAGGCUGAAGUGGAAAAGCAAAGCAAAAAACUUGAGAAGAAAAAGGAAACCAUAACUGAAUCUGCUGGACGCCAACAAAAGAAGAAGAUUGAAAGGCAAGAGGAGAAGCUGAAGAACAACAACAGAGACCUGUCUAUGGUACGGAUGAAAUCCAUGUUCGCCAUUGGUUUCUGCUUCACAGCUCUCAUGGGCAUGUUCAACUCCAUUUUCGAUGGAAGAGUUGUGGCCAAAUUGCCAUUUGUGCCACUGUCGUAUAUCCAGGGACUGUCACACCGCAACCUGCUGGGCGAGGAUUACACCGACUGCUCCUUUAUUUUCCUCUAUAUCCUCUGCACCAUGUCCAUCAGACAGAACAUUCAGAAGAUGCUCGGUCUUGCACCCUCCAGAGCUGCAACCAAACAGGCUGGAGGCUUUUUAGGACCUCCUCCACAAGCAGCUAAGUUUUCGUAAUCAGCAGCCCAGAUGUUCCUGCACUGCUGCCUGCAGUCAUAGCGCCCCAACCAGUGCACAGACAGAACUGCUCCUGCUGAGGUUAAAAGUCUUACCCGUUGCAGCUACAGUACCACUACUUUGUUUGAUUUCUUAUUCAUUUUGUUGUUUAUUUAACAUUAAACAUUAUAACUGUUUUGGUUAGAAAUUAUAGGAACAUUAUAGUUCAUUCUGUUGAUUAUUAAAGGUUACAAAUGUCAGCUGUGCAUUCAGCAAAAUUCAUGGAGUGUUUGGAGAUUUUAAAUUAACGAUUGACACAGUAACAUCUGAUCCAGUUUCAGUAUUAUUGUCAUUGUGUACUGUUGUGUCAUGCAUAUUAAUAAAGUUUUAUGAUUAUA